Messenger RNA from Parnassius mnemosyne (clouded apollo), 3168 nucleotides. Lineage: Eukaryota; Metazoa; Arthropoda; Insecta; Lepidoptera; Papilionidae. The record is from the annotation of a GenBank genome assembly.
GGUGUUAAUGGGAGACUUCAAUGCAAAACUAGGCACAAGAGAGAACGGUGAGCUGAAAGUGGGGAAAUUUGGAAUAGGGCAACGGAACCCAAGGGGCCAGCAGCUGGCCGACUUCAUGGAGAAAGAGGGACUCUUUAUGAUGAACUCUUUCUUCUAGAAGCGGCCCCACAGGAAGUGGACCUGGUCGAGCCCCGACGGUUCGACAAAAAAUGAGAUUGACUUCAUUAUGACGACCAGACGACAACUGUUCAGUGAUGUCUCAGUGAUCGCGAGGGUGAAAACCGGCAGCGAUCACCGAAUGGUUAGAGGCACACUGAACCUAAACGUUAAGUUGGAGAGGUCUCGUCUAAUGAAGCCAACGCUCCGUCCCCCUCGUGCUCUAAUCCAAAGUCCCGAAACCUUUCAGUUCGAGUUACAAAACCGUUUUCAGUGCCUAGAAGACUGCAAUGAAGUGGACGAUUUGAAUGACAAGCUCGUGGAAACUGUCCAUGCGGUCGGAGCUAAGUUCUGCAAGACCCGCCGCAGAAAAACACAAAAACUCCCCGAUCACACUCUUAAUCUCAUGGCUGUUAGACGGGAGAUGAAGCUACAUUCUUCAACAGAUUUGACAGCAUACAGGCAACUGAACAGACAGGUCUCCAAAUGCAUGCGGCGGGACUUACGCUACUUCAAUACAGCUCGUAUUGAAGAAGCGAUCGAGCGGAACCAAGGCUCCAAAGUCUUUGCCAGAGAUCUGUCUGCCAGAAAGAGCCAACUGUCAAAGCUGAAGACCGAAUGUGGCAGCAUCGUUUCCGGGGCACCUGAAAUUUUGAGUGAGAUUGAGAGGUUCUAUGGGCAGCUGUACACGUCAUCGUUGGAGCCGCACGCAAGUGUGAGUAACGAUCCAAGAGCGAGUCUUAUCCGACAUUAUUCCGAUGAUAUCCCGGACAUCAGUCUGAGCGAGAUUAGAAUGGCUCUCCAGCACCUUAAAAACGGCAAGGCCUCAGGCGAGGAUGGAAUUACAGCGGAGCUUCUGAAAGCGGGUGGAAAACCGGUACUUGAAGUCCUUCAGAAGCUCUUUAAUUCCGUCCACCAUGGUGGCAUUACACCGGAGGCGUGGAGCAGAAGUGCGGUGGUCUUGUUCUUCAAGAAAGGCGACAACGCUCUCUUGAAGUACUACAGACCGAUUUCCCUUUUGAGCCGCGUCUACGUGCUGUUUUCGAGAGUCAUUACGAAUCGUCUCGAGCGCAGACUUGACGACUUCCAGCCUCCCGAACAAGCCGGUUUCCGAAAAGGUGUUUAGCACCAUAGACCACAUACAUACCCUUCGGCAAAUUGUACAGAGGAGUACAAUUUGCCACUAUGUCUGGCGUAUGUGGACUAUGAGAAAGCCUUUGAUUCCGUCGAAAUUUGGGCGGUGCUGCAGUCCCUUCAGCGAUGCCAAGUUGACUGUCGGUAUAUCGAAGUGUUGAAGUGCUGGUACAGUAGGGCUACGAUGGCUAUCCGAGUACAGAACCAGAGUACGAAACCUAUCCAAUUGCAGAGAGGUGUAAGACAGGGUGACGUCAUAUCCCCGAAACUUUACCGCUGCAUUUGAAGAUGUUUUCAAGCUUCUGGACUGGAAAGGAUACGGUAUCAACAUCAAUGGCGAAUACAUCACUCACCUUCGAUUUGCCGACGAUAUAGUCCUUAUGGCAGAAUCGCUGGAGGACCUAAGCACUAUGCUCAAUGACCUCAAUAGUGCUUCCCAACGGAUAGGUCUUAAGAUGAACAUGGACAAAACAAAGAUCAUGUUUAAUGUCCAUGUCACACCUAUGCCGGUAGUUUUUGGGAGCACUAAGCUCGAAGUUGUUGACGAGUAUGUUUACCUGGGACAAAUAGUCCUACUAGGUAAGUCCAAUUUCGACCGAGAGGUCAAUCGACGGAUUCAACUCGGUUGGGCAGCGUUCGGGAAAUUACGGCACAUCUUCUCGUCAGGUAUACCUCAAAACUUGAAAACGAGACUGUACACCCAGUGCGUGUUGCCAGUGAUGACAUACGGAACUGAGACGUGGUCCUUCACUGCUGGCCGGAUAAGGAAGCUCAAGGUCGCUCAGCGAGCUAUGGAGAGGGCUAUGCUCGGAGUUUCUCUGCGUGAUAAACUCAGGAAUGAGGAUAUCCGCAGUAGAACCAGAAUGACCGACAUAGCCCAACGGAUUAGUAAGCUGAAGUGGCAAUGGGCCGGCCAUAUAGCUCGAAGAACCGACAACCGAUGGGGAAGAAAGGUUCUCGAGUGGCAGCCUCGUACCGGCAGGCGAAAUGUAGGGCGUCCCCUCACUAGAUGGAGUGACGACAUGGUAAGAUAUGCAGGAAGUCGAGGGAUGCAGGUGGCUCAGGACCGUGCUUUGUGGCAUUCGUUGGGGGAGGCCUAUGUUCAGCAGUGGACUUGUGAAGGGCUGUAAUGAUGAUGAUGAUGAAACGUAUUGGACCAGACCUUUACGUAUACGUUCACGUCUCUCGAUUGGGAGACGUUUAUCAACUGCGUCUCAGUGUUCGUAGUACGCGGUGUUGCGUUGCGUGCGACACCUGCGUCGGCGUGCGGCAAUCAAUAACACGAAAUCAUAGCGGUGCGAGAGGCAUCGCCCGUCUGGCUUCAAUCUAACCUAUAUAAAAGUAUUUGUUCACGCUAAAUGUAUUAUAGUCCUUACAUUUAUAAUAUUGGGAAGAUUCUUAGAUCUAAAUAUAUAAUUUCAGAAUGUACGAACACAACAAGGACUUCGCUCGGCAUUUGCUCGCGAUACUUAUGGGCAAUGCAAUCUUACACAUGAUGAGUUACGUAUUGAUGAAGAUGGUCCAUCGCGAGUCCAUUCCCGUAUAUGUGUGGGUCCAGUUCGUGUUGGCGCACAUUUCCUGGGCAAUUGCGCUACGUCUAUUCCUCGACGCUCACACCAAGUGGUCGGAAACUCCGGCUCAGUCCCGCCAGCUUAACGCUGGGUGCUCUGCGUUUAGUCUCUUAGAUUCACACGAUUUAUGGCAUCUGGCCUCAGCUAACGCCUUGUACUUAACCUUCAAUGUACUUCUAGCGCUAGACGAUACAUUGGCCAAUACGCCCAGGCAUCUUAUACCUGUGUUUUAAGCGACAAUAUGUGUUUGAAAUUCAAUUUAAAAUUAUAGAUUCCUUCAAGCUUAUUAUUAAAUACAAUACCUAUU